AUGACUGCCAAUUACGGCUACGAGCAGAAGUCAAAAGGUGGUGGAAAUGGGUAUGAGCAGAAAUCAACCGCUGCACCAAACAACUAUUAUCCAAGCGCAACCUAUGCGGCAGCCCCGAGCAAGCAAACCGUAGCCGUUGGCAAAGACGGCCUCAAGUUCACGCCAGACAACAUCUAUGCCAAGAUUGGUGAUGAGAUCGAGUUCCAAUUCUUCCCAAAGAAUCACUCGGUUGUGCAAUCUUCGUUCGCCAACCCAUGCAACCCACUUGAGGGAGCAAUCUUCUCUGGAUUCAUUCCGAGUACCGGGGGCGCAGCUAGCCAAACAUUCACGAUCAAAGUGACCACUGACAAGCCCAUCUGGCUAUACUGCGGAGCUCUCAAGCCAAUGCCACAUUGCGCCUCGGGAAUGGUCGCUGCAAUCAACGCCCCAGCAACCGGUAACACUCUCGAGGCCUUCCGUGGCCUCGCAAUGAAGACAAAUUCCAGCACAUUCCCAGGCGCAGUGAGCGGUGGAACGCUCAAUGGUCAAGCUCCACCACCUCCAGCUGGAACCGCCCUUGCGUCUAGUGCGCCCCCUCCCCCACCCCCACCUCCACCAGCUGCUACCAGCGAAGUACCUCCACCCCCGCCCCCUGCUGCUUCGGGAACUGAACUCGCGACCUUCGUACCCCCGCCGCCACCAGCUGCUACUGCCAGCGGAGUACCCCCACCACCUCCUGCCAACGGUACUGUACCCAUUGGUAACGGUUCGCCCACUGCUACGACUACAGAUGGUAUUGUUUUGUCAACAGGAGCCGCAUCUUCCCUUGUUGCAAGGACUGGUGCGAUUGGAGGCUUUUUUGUUGUCUUUGUUGGAUUUAUGUUGUAA
This is a messenger RNA of Lindgomyces ingoldianus, 867 nucleotides long. Its product is annotated as Cupredoxin. The transcript is spliced from 3 exons. Bases 1 to 867 code for a protein of 288 amino acids. The record is from RefSeq and is a predicted model, not a curated record. Lineage: Eukaryota; Fungi; Ascomycota; Dothideomycetes; Pleosporales; Lindgomycetaceae.